This is a messenger RNA of Pungitius pungitius (ninespine stickleback), 3211 nucleotides long. RefSeq names its product WD repeat-containing protein 48. Lineage: Eukaryota; Metazoa; Chordata; Actinopteri; Perciformes; Gasterosteidae. Gene Ontology annotation, molecular function: ubiquitin binding. The record is from RefSeq and is a predicted model, not a curated record. The transcript has 18 exons. Gene Ontology annotation, biological process: double-strand break repair via homologous recombination. The coding region runs from base 76 to 2109 and encodes 677 amino acids.
CCCAUAAAGCCCAGUCGCAUAUGUUUUCUUUAUUUCCGGAUGCAGCAUCACAUGGAUUGACUGUCAACAUGCAAGAUGGCCACGCAUCACAGGCAAAAUGCUGCUGGGCGGAGAAAAGUACAGGUGUCCUACGUCAUUAGGGAUGAGGUGGAGAAGUACAAUCGGAAUGGGGUGAACGCACUGCAGCUGGACCCUGCGUUAAACCGCCUCUUCACUGCUGGAAGAGACUCUAUCAUCCGGAUAUGGAGUGUCUACCAGCAUAAACAGGACCCGUACAUUGCCUCGAUGGAGCAUCAUACCGACUGGGUUAACGACAUAGUUCUCUGUUGCAAUGGCAAAACGCUGAUUUCGGCCUCAUCAGAUACAACAGUCAAAGUUUGGAACGCGCAUAAGGGCUUCUGUAUGUCAACGUUACGAACACACAAGGACUACGUGAAAGCUCUGGCAUACGCUAAGGACAAGGAGCUUGUGGCAUCGGCAGGUCUCGACCGGCAGAUCUUUCUUUGGGAUGUGAACACACUAACUGCACUCACCGCUUCCAACAACACUGUAACCACCUCUUCACUCAGUGGUAACAAGGACUCCAUCUAUAGUCUGGCUAUGAACCAGAUGGGUACAGUCAUUGUGUCUGGAUCCACAGAAAAGGUCCUGAGAGUGUGGGAUCCUCGAACGUGUGCGAAGCUGAUGAAGCUAAAAGGUCACACAGACAACGUGAAGUCGUUGCUGCUGAAUCGUGACGGCACUCAAUGCCUGUCCGGCAGCUCGGACGGGACCAUCCGCCUGUGGACACUUGGCCAGCAGAGAUGCAUCGCCACGUACCGGGUGCACGACGAAGGGGUCUGGGCCCUGCAGGUCAACGAGGCCUUUACACACGUCUACUCUGGAGGCCGAGACAAGAAGAUCUACUGCACUGACCUCCGUAACCCAGACAUCCGUGUGCUGAUCUGCGAAGAGAAGGCCCCAGUGCUCAAAAUGGAACUGGACAGAUCUGCUGACCCACCUCCAGCAAUCUGGGUCUCCACCACCAAGUCAUCCGUUAAUAAAUGGUCUCUAAAGGGAAUGCACAACUUCCGGUCAUCAGGGGAGUAUGACAACGACUGCACCACCCCUCUGACACCACUGUGCACUCAGCCAGAACAAGUCAUCAAGGGAGGCGCAAGUAUCAUACAGUGCCACAUUCUGAACGACAAGAGACACAUUCUCACCAAAGACACCAACAACAACGUGGCCUUCUGGGAUGUCCUGAAGGCUUGCAAGGGUGAAGACUUGGGGAAGGUGGAGUUCGAGGAAGAGAUUAAAAAGCGCUUCAAGAUGGUCUAUGUGCCAAACUGGUUCUCUGUUGAUCUUAAAACUGGGAUGCUCACUAUCACAUUGGACGAGAGCGACUGCUUCGCUGCCUGGGUGUCUGCAAAGGAUGCUGGGUUUUCAAGCUCUGAUGGCUCCGACCCAAAGCUAAACCUAGGUGGACUGCUGCUCCAGGCUCUGCUGGAGUUCUGGCCCAGGACUCGCAUCAACCCCAUGGACGAGGAAGAGAACGAGGGGAUCCACGUGAACGGAGAGCAGGAGAACCGGGUGCAGAAGGGAAACGGAUAUUUCCAAGUGCCGCCACACACGCCAGUCAUCUUUGGGGAAGCAGGAGGCAGAACUUUAUUCAGGUUGCUAUGUAGAGAUUCAGGUGGAGAGACUGAAUCGAUGCUGCUGAACGAGACUGUCCCGCAGUGGGUUAUUGAUAUAACUGUAGAUAAAAAUAUGCCCAAGUUCAACAAAAUCCCGUUCUACCUCCAGCCGCAUUCUUCCUCGGGCGCUAAAACUCUGAAGAAGGAUCGCCUCUCGGCCAGUGACAUGCUCCAGGUGAGGAAGGUGAUGGAGCAUGUCUACGAGAAGAUCAUCAACCUGGACAACGAGUCGCAGACCACCAGCUCCUCGGCCAACGACAAGCCGGGGGAGCAGGAGAAGGAGGAGGACAUGGCCAUGCUGGCGGAGGAGAAGAUCGAACUAAUGUGUCAAGACCAGGUUCUGGAUCCUAAUAUGGACCUGCGAACAGUUAAACAUUUCAUCUGGAAGAGCGGAGGAGACUUGACGCUUCACUAUAGGCAGAAGUCCACGUGAAAAUUCUCAUUUUUAAAAGCGGGACCUCUUCGUCAAUUGCCAAUCACCAUUCAUCUCUGACAUGUAGUACCCUAAAUCCCAUUGUGUGGUCAGGAGUCACAGAAUCAAUGAGAAUCCAGUCAAAAUUGUGACCACUAAGGGACCAGGAUGGGCCGGAGCAGCCGAGUGACACCCGGGAGUCAAGUGGUCCCUAGUCCUGUUUUUCUUUUUUUAACAGUUGAUAAAAUGACUCUUUUCUCCAGCACUCUACUUUUCUUUUCUUUUUACUUUGACUCCUCGGUUUGUUUCAAUUGGCGUUUAAUGGUGAAGCAACAAACGUUACAAUAUGUUUGUGUGUGUAUAUACACACACACACACACACGGAUGUAGUAGAGUGUAUUUGUUCUAGUACAUUCCAGAAACUGUCCCGUGUUCUACAAACACGUCUCAGCCCAGCAGGAUCACCAGUUUCAGGGUACGCUCUGUCUGUGAGUAGCGUCACACCCCUUUUUAAAGCAAUCUUGUGCUGUUCAGCCGCCAUCUUAACUUGUACUUAACUUAGAAGUCAAAUUUAUUGCAGAGAUUGAACCUCGUUGACAGAAACACAUAUUUUUAGCUGUGCGGUCCUCAAUGGGUCUGAAUGUUCUUUGUUAUGUAAAUGUCCAGUUUUUAUUUUAUUUAAGUGGCUUGGUUUUUGGGGGUUUUGCAGUUGUACAGUUAACUUCAAAACCAACUUUUUUUUUCCCUAAAUCCCUGGAGCACAUUCAUGGUCAUGACGGUCUUCUGACUUUGAUCUCUAAAAUAUUCACUACAGCUCAGAAAUUGCAUUUUAGUCUUUAAGAAUGUUAGUAGUUGUCAGUCAUUUUAGAAAUUAUGAAUAAGAUACCUUUAAUUUAUAUCAUGCUUACCUGCUCUGUGCUUGGGUCAUGACUGAUACCAAUGAGGGCCGUCCUUAAGGUAUAUUUCAUUUAGAUUUAAUUCAUGUCCAUCCCAAGUGGUCAAAUUCACCAAACAACUGAUGGGUACAAUAAUUAGGCUAAAACACUGCAAUAUCCCUUGUAAUCAUUUGUGAAAUAUGUAUAUUUUAGGCAUUCAAAGAAAUAAAUUGGAAUGGUUUAACUGA